AAUCAUAAUGCUUCUGGGAUGAAAUCAGAGAGGACAUUGUUGAGGUGGUUCAAGAAUAAAUAAAUAAUUAUAAUCUUGGAAGAUUCUUCUAGGAAAAGAAUCUGCCUCAACAACAACAACCCCUUAAAUCUUAGGAUAACAUGGGGUUGUCGUCUCUGAUUGUAUCUAAUAAUAAGAAGCAUUUUGUAGUUUUGUUCACAGGUUUAGUAUUAAUCUUCAAGAUAGCUUUAAUUACAGCUGCUAAUGAGGAUAGCCAGAUUUACACUGUGCAUUUGGGUAAGAGGCAACAUGAUGAUCCUGAUCUUGUAACUGAAUCACAUCAUGAUAUUCUCGGACCGCUUCUUGGAAGCAAAGAAGCUUCUCGUGAGUCUAUGAUUUAUAGUUACAGACAUGGUUUCUCAGGCUUUGCAGCGAAACUCACAUCAUCUCAAGCAAGAGAACUUUCAGAGCAUCCGGAUGUUGUUCACGUAACGAGAAGUAAGAAUAUGAAACUGACAACAACAAGGGUCAAUGAUUACUUGGGACUCACUCCAACCGCUCCAACUGGUCUUUUACAUGAGACUGAUAUGGGAAGUGGAGUAAUUAUAGGAAUCGUGGACUCAGGAGUAUGGCCAGACUCACCUUCAUUUAAUGACAACGGUCUUGGACAGAUCCCGAGGCGUUGGAAGGGACGAUGUGUUUCAGGAGAAGGGUUCAAAGCAUCGAGCUGCAACAGAAAGUUGAUUGGAGCUACUUACUACUCAAAGGGUCUCAAGGAAAUGUACAAUGGAAUGCUCAACCUUACGGAGAAAGACGAGGUCAUGUCCCCUCUAGACAAAAUCGGCCAUGGAACCCAUUGUGCAACGACAGCCGCAGGUUCUUUUGUCCAAGACGCCAACUACCUCGGCCUAGCUAAGGGAACUGCGAGAGGCACUGCCCCAAAGGCCCGUAUAGCCUCUUACAAAGUGUGUUGGAACAACAUAAAGUGUUUCACACCAGAUAUUAUAAAGGCCAUGGAUCACGCCAUACGUGAUGGUGUCGAUGUACUAUCUCUCUCGGUCGGAGAUGAAAUACCGCUUGGUUUUGAAGUUGAUCGGGAUGACUUUGCUAUCGCUGCUUUCCAUGCUGUUAUGAAAGGAGUUCCGGUAGUAGCUGCCGGAGGUAACGACGGUCCCGAUACUCAAACAAUCUCUAACAUUGCUCCGUGGAUCAUAACUGUCGCGGCUACAACCAUGGACAGAGAAUUCUUCACGCCCAUCACUCUUGGAAAUAAUAUAACCUUACUGGGACAAGAAGGUGUAUACACUGGAAAAGAAGUUGGAUUCUCUGAGAUCAUCAACUUCGAGGACCUGACAAAGGAGGAUCUUACAGCUGGUAUAGCUAAAGGAAAAAUCUUGUUUUCCUUCAUAAGAGGAACACUUGCAGAAAAUUUUGGGGUUGCUAUGCAAAAAGUAGGCGCUGUUGGCCUUAUUAUUGCGAUAAAACCAACCGAUAGUGUUGUAACCGAAAAGGCCGAUAUCCCUGUUGCCUAUGUAGACUACGAACUUGGGAUGGAUAUAUUAUUGUACAUGCAAACAACCAAAAAGCCUAUAGCUAAGAUCAGUCCAACCAAGACGUUCGUUGGCAAACCGUCAGCUACUAAGGUUGCAGGAUUUUCGUCUAGGGGUCCCAAUUCAAUAUCUCCUGCUAUUCUUAAGCCGGAUAUAGCAGCACCAGGUUCAGGUAUACUCGCAGCCAUGCCAUCAUGGUCAGGAUACGAAUUCCUGUCAGGAACAUCUAUGGCUACACCUAUCGUGGCCGGAAUCGUCGCACUUCUUAAACAAAACCACCCUGACUGGUCUCCUGCUGCAAUCCGAUCCGCUCUCGUUACAACUGCAAGGCAAACCGACCCAUCGGGAGAGCCUAUUUCAGCCGAGGGUUCCCCACGCAAACUCGCUGACCCAUUUGACUACGGAGGCGGUCUCGUCAACCCGAUGAAAGUAGCCGAUCCGGGACUUGUCUACGACAUGGGAGAAAAUGAAUAUGUUCAUUACUUGUGCUCAGCAGGCUACAACAAUACGUCCAUCUCAAAACUACUUGGAAAAAUAUACACUUGCCCUUUCCCAUUUCCAUCAAUGCUUGAUGUCAACUUGCCAUCCAUCACAAUCCCAUAUCUCAGUAAAGAGAUCACCAUCACUAGAACCGUGACUAAUGUUGGACCAGUUGGUUCAGUUUACAAAGCUGUGAUCCAACAGCCUCAAGGUAUUAACCUCCAGGUGAGUCCCGAGACUCUUGAAUUCAGCUCCAACACCACCAACAGGAUUACGUUCACGGUCAAAGUCUCUACUACUCAUAAAGCGAAUACUGAUUAUCACUUUGGGAGCUUGACUUGGAUCGACAAUGGAGGCCACAAUGUAAGAAUACCACUUUCUGUGAGAACAAGACUUUUGCACUACAAGAUCUAACAAAAUUAUUAAUGUUGUUAUAGUACCAAUGAGUAUUAUAAUUAGAUUUUUAUCAAAGGCAAUGUAAAUGUGAUAAGAAGCCCUUUUUUACACUGUGUGUCAAAUUGGCUCUUCCAUUUCAUGAUACAUCUACAUCUACAGAAAUAAAUGAUGAUAUAAAGUUUUA
Camelina sativa (false flax) is the source of this 2589-nucleotide messenger RNA. Its product is annotated as subtilisin-like protease SBT3.16. The record is from RefSeq and is a predicted model, not a curated record. Gene Ontology annotation, molecular function: serine-type endopeptidase activity. Lineage: Eukaryota; Viridiplantae; Streptophyta; Magnoliopsida; Brassicales; Brassicaceae. Gene Ontology annotation, biological process: proteolysis.